CUUUGAAAUGCUCCGAUUGGCUGUGGCCAAUCAAAAACGAAGUUUAUUCUUAUCAGUUCCAUGUAGUAGUCAACAGGAUCAUUACAAAGUUCUUGGAUUGGCACAAUCAGCCUCGCAAAAAGAUAUUAAAUCUGCAUAUUAUAAACUUUCGAAACAACAUCAUCCAGAUACAAAUCCUACAAAUAAGGAGGAGGCUGCUAAAAAAUUUCAUCAGGUUGCCAUGGCUUACGAAAUCCUGAGCUCAGAAGAUAAACGAAAAGCAUAUGAUAUGACACGAAUCAGAACUUCUCCGAUGCCUAAUGACCCAUCAUCAUUUAGCAAUCGAUAUCGGCGGCGGACAUCUUCAAAUUUAAAACAAUAUACAGAUAUUGAUAUUGACUACAAAGAUUUUGAACAUUUUCAACGGAGCACACGACGAAGACCUCAAUAUCAUUCACAUUUUGAUAUGCCAAAUGAGUUUUACGCAGAGUUUGGAGGAUUUAAGAAACGAGUAUUCAAAAGUGAAUAUGAAGAAGCACAAGAGAAGCACGGAUCAAUGUAUAAAGAUGGUCGAGCAGCGCAAAGAGAAAUGGAAGAGCUCCGACGGCAAGUUGAACGAGAACAAGCGGCUCAUCAAGCUCGAUAUCCAAUCCCCACAUUUGAGCAGAUAAUGAGAGAUAAACGAGCAAAAGAAGCCAGUGAAGCACGACAGUACAUGGCUGGAAUGUUUGUGACUGCUGUGAUAGCUGGAUUUUUGACUGUACUCUUGAGUCGUUAGCAUUGUCCCGGUAGCUCGGCAUUAGAUCCAAUUGAUUUUCGAUAGGUUUUCAUUUAAUUUUUAGAAAUAAAUUUUAAAUUAAUA
This is a messenger RNA of Caenorhabditis elegans, 841 nucleotides long. RefSeq names its product J domain-containing protein (gene dnj-18). The coding region runs from base 8 to 757 and encodes 249 amino acids. The record is from RefSeq and is marked reviewed. NCBI's taxonomy places the organism in Eukaryota, Metazoa, Nematoda, Chromadorea, Rhabditida, Rhabditidae. The transcript is spliced from 3 exons.